Gavialis gangeticus (Gharial) is the source of this 1950-nucleotide messenger RNA. It is a transcript of the gene DMAC2L, whose product is annotated as ATP synthase, H+ transporting, mitochondrial Fo complex subunit s (factor B). NCBI's taxonomy places the organism in Eukaryota, Metazoa, Chordata, Crocodylia, Gavialidae. The coding region runs from base 642 to 1241 and encodes 199 amino acids. The record is from RefSeq and is a predicted model, not a curated record. The transcript is spliced from 5 exons.
UCACACUGAUCUCUGCAGUACCGCACUUGGGAAAGCGCGGUGGACCCCUUGAUAGUUGCUCUUCCACAGCACUGCUUUUCUUUUUAGAAACAGCAGCCCUUUGACUCUGCGCCUUCUGUCUCUAAGGUGCUGUUUUCUUGGAUAUCGGCAGCAUGUUGCCUGAUCUGGCUCUUGAAAUACGAAAGUUCGUGGUAACCAAGUUAAGAAAAGGUUAGAUUCUCUGCCUCUUGGGCUGUCCUUUCAGCUGGCAAUAAGGCUUUUUUCACCCACACGCCUGCAUUAAAGAAAUCUGAUUUUUAAGGAUUUUUGUUGCUUAAAACCACUGCUGUUACACUCAGGAUAGCGCCAGAAGAAAGGAUGGUUAUAUUAAUUUAGCUCUACUUUUCGUUGUCUGUUAUUCGCUCCUGGUACGCAGGUAUUUAUUUGAUCUGAAAUGUAGCACAGCCAGAAGCCUAGUGCCCUGUUAAGUGGGGCCUUGGCUUAAUGCAAGUUGAGUGGAAAGUGUCAUCUGCUGAAUUCUCUAUGCCAUUACAUCUCUUGAUGGCCUGUACUUCUCAGACCUCUUAUCCAGGCACAGAUCACGCACAGCCCUUUUUAGCUGUGAAGACUGAAUGGAUCACGACAGCUAUUGAAGCACUGCGAUGCUGCUGGGAAAGCUCGUACAGCCAGCUCGCAGCCUGAAGAAACUGUCAUCCCUGGGCAUACGCAGACACUUCUGGGGAUGGCUGAAUGCAGUCUUUAACAAGGUGGACUAUGAACGUAUACAGGCUGUGGGCCCUGAUAGAGCAGCUUCUGAAUGGCUCCUGCGGUGUGGGGCGCUGGUGCGUUUCCAAGGCUAUGAAAAAUGGCAGCGUGACUACAAUGGUCUACCAACAGGGCCAUUAGGGAAAUACAAGAUACAAGCCAUUGAUGCCACUGAGUCCUGCAUCAUGUACAGAGGAUUUGACUAUUUGGACGGUCUUGAACAUGUUGAAGAAAUUAAGCUGUGCAAAUGUAUGUAUAUCCAGGAUGAGUGUCUGCAGAGACUGAGUCAAACUAUGAAUUUACAGAAAAGUCUCCUGAGGCUGGAGAUCACUUCCUGUGGGAAUGUCACAGACAAAGGCAUCAUAGCCCUCCAGAAGCUAAGGUACNUAGAAUAUUUAUUCCUGAGCGACCUUCCUGCAAUAAGAGAGAGAGAAACUACUGUUCAAAUCCUUAAGCAAUCACUGCCGUCACUGGAGGUGAAACUCGAUUUAGAAUAAAAAUCACCUUUGUAUAACUGAAGUAUGUUAUUUUGUAUUUAUCAUGAAUUGUAUUGAUUAUGUUGCAGUUGCCACUGUAUUGCAUUUCCUGCUACAACCAGCCUUCUCAUUCUGGGCUUUGCAGCUAUUUCAAAAACCUGACCAAUUGCAUAAUUAAAUUUCAUUAAAUUUAAUUUAUUCUGUCAGUUAAAUACAACCGAGAAGACGUACGUGGAAUUUUAAGUUCUGGAGUCGCUGAAAGAGCUAACUUGAAGAAAAAUGAAAACAUACCCAUCUGCUAAAGGAGAAUAUAAAUUAAAAAUCUGCGCUCUCAUGCACAAAUUACAGUUAUUUUUAAAUGUGCUACAGGCUUCUAGUCGAAUAUGGAAAAUAAAUUUGUGCCAUUGCUAAAGAAUUACAGUACCAGAAUGAUGUUUGUCACCUCUUAUUUACUACCCGAAUGAGGGCCUUACUUAGUGGGUGUGGGGAAGAUAGCUUGCUGUUAAUUUCUUCACAUUUGGAUAGACUGCAGGGGGUGUGCUGAACACAAUAAGUUUUUCUCUGCAAAACUUGAUUUUUUGGAGCGUGUUCUUAUGCUGACUGCUGCUUUAGAUCACUGUGGGCUGAAUGACACCUUCUCCUUACCCUAGAACAAAUUGUGUGCACACCAGAAGACUUAAUUAGUAUCAAAUACUUUGUAUUGCUGCUAACUAAGAAGAUGAUCUAUCUU